Athene cunicularia (burrowing owl) is the source of this 2367-nucleotide messenger RNA. RefSeq names its product epithelial membrane protein 1 (gene EMP1). NCBI's taxonomy places the organism in Eukaryota, Metazoa, Chordata, Aves, Strigiformes, Strigidae. Bases 385 to 870 code for a protein of 161 amino acids. The record is from RefSeq and is a predicted model, not a curated record. The transcript is spliced from 6 exons. Gene Ontology annotation, cellular component: plasma membrane.
GUGACUGCAUCUGCUCUGAGGACUGAAGAUUUCAGACCCUGAAGAAAUGACAAUCCAGCCCUUCCCAUGGGCACUGGAAUUUUUAAUGGCUAAAGGAGCCCCUUAGCAGCACUGCUGAGUAGCAGACUGGCACCAUGGCAUCACCACCAUCACAGAGGCAGACUGAUUCAUAGUAACUCCUUUAAAACAGAGUGGAAAGACACCACCCUCCCGCACCACCGGAGGAAACUUAAACCACCACCAGGUCACUCCCCUUCACUACAGCUCGGCACUCCAGGACAUCGGCACUGCAGCUCAGCACGCUCCUGCUCCCACAGGUGCCAGAGCCGGCCCCAGCCCACACGAGCUCUUUGGAUCGGUGACACCACCUAGAAGGGACCCAAGAUGUUGGUACUAUUGGCUGGUAUCUUUGUGGUUCACAUCGCCACUGUCAUCAUGCUCUUUGUCUCCACCAUUGCCAACGUCUGGAUGGUGGGUUCUUCCCAUUUAGGAACAGCCUCGUCAGGACUCUGGCUACUGUGCAACAGGACCUGUGAGCAGCUGCCAGUCAGCAGUCGUGAUGAGGCUUCCCUCAAAGCCGUGCAAGCCUUUAUGAUCCUCUCGAUCAUUUUCUCUGUCAUCGCACUUGUCAUGUUCAUUGUCCAGCUGUUCACCCUGGAGAAAGGCAAACGUUUCUACAUCACUGGAGCCAUCAUGCUGGUUUGCUGGAUGUGCAUUCUGAUUGGAGUCUCCAUUUACACAGCUCGGUUCACAGGCAAGAUGCCUGCAUCCACAAGUUCUCACCAUGGCUACUGCUUCAUAUUGGCCUGGAUCUGCUUUUGCUUCAGUUUCAUCAUCGGCAUCCUCUACCUUGUUCUUAGGAAAAAAUAAGGCUGAUGGGAGUCCAGGGGAAAGGGUUGGCUACUGGGAAGGGGGAAGAAUUGUUCUGCUGAGAGAACUGUUGGGCCAAUAGACAGAAGCAGCCACCAUUGUCACCACUGCCACCACCACAGAAAAAUCACUAACAAUGCUAGAAUCCUCAGAAACUCCUUCACCAAAGGGAGGGAGAAACAGCUCCAACUGAUCUAGCGCUCCUGGGGCUGUUGCACCCGAAAUCUGCAAGUGACCCAUACAGCUCUUCUCCUUUUCUGCAAAGUCACGUCAUACCUUCACAAAGCUUCAAGCUCAGCAGUGAUGAUUGGAGGACUCCACAAAAACAAGGGCUACAUCUUUUUCCCUUUCUAGAGCCCUUCUCACUUACCUUUCAGUGUGCCUUGCAGGUAGGCCAGUGACGCUUAUGACCCCUAUUUUUGUCCAUUGAAACAAAUGGGAUGGGCCUUUUGUUACAUUAUAUAUAUGCACAUAUAUGAAAGUUAAAGACAUUGAGAAGCAACCCAAUAGAAAACAGAUUAAAUUCAUAUUAAAAUACCUACAGAAAUAAGGCAGCAUUUUUUUUUCCCCCAUGGUUGAAUCAGAUACAAGUAGGAAGGGCAAAUAUACAGGUAUGGAUGAUGGGGAGAGAGAGAGAGAGAGUGUUGGGGUGAAGACACACAGGGGUUCCUGAUUACACAGGAUGCAGUUGCUCAAUGAUGCACAUGCAGGGAGGGAAUCAUUUGGGUGUGUGUCUACACUAAAAUCUUAUGUUCAUCUCCAGAACAUGAUAACAGCACUGCAACUGUUUGCAGAUCUUUACCAAGACAAGUCCUGAGAUAAACAGGGUUUUUUUCCUACAUUGUCACCCAGUACUGAGUAUUAACUCAGACCCCCACCUUGUGACACAACUCAUCUCAAAGGCAGACGAUACUGGUUAGCAGAGGAAAUGUAUUCCCUAAUGAGAGAUUAGGAGAGAUGAGGCAGGGCUUGUGAGUUCUGCUCCUUGCUGCACGACCUUAGGCCAGUCACUUAACCUGGUGCUUUUCCAUCUGCCAAAUUCUUCCAUAGAACUCUACCUACCUCCCAGGGUUGCUGAGAGAUUUUGAGUCCACUCUGUAAUACAAGGUCCCCAUGUGAAAAGCUGGCAUGUGAAAGUAAGGCAUUGGUACUGCUGCAACCCAUGAAUUUCUGGGUAAGUUUGAAGGAUCCCAGUGACAAGUGGCAUUUGUAAAGGACAAGAGAUCAAAACUUCCCUUGUCUUCAUCCACAACCAAAAGGCAGAGAGUAUAAAAAACAUGCAGGUGCAGAUGGUGCAUGGAUGCUAUUUACCUCUCUCUCUUUCUCUUUCUGUUACAUUUUGUUCUUACAUAGACGUUAUCAAUUUGGUGGAUAUAUUCUAGUACUGUAUGUUGCUGUUUCAUUAACAAAGGUUAUUUCAUAUAUAGUCACUGUAAAUAUUUUGAAAUGCAUAUUUUUAACUUUGAGGGUAUAAAAAUAAAAUCUGAUUCCCUUUAU